Messenger RNA from Culex pipiens pallens (northern house mosquito), 2412 nucleotides. RefSeq names its product sodium- and chloride-dependent GABA transporter 1 (gene Gat). Gene Ontology annotation, cellular component: membrane. Gene Ontology annotation, biological process: sodium ion transmembrane transport. NCBI's taxonomy places the organism in Eukaryota, Metazoa, Arthropoda, Insecta, Diptera, Culicidae. Bases 590 to 2305 code for a protein of 571 amino acids. The record is from RefSeq and is a predicted model, not a curated record. The transcript is spliced from 8 exons.
AGUCAUCCUCGGCACUGCAGCAGCCUGGAGAGCCUUAUCUCGCGCAAACAGAACCAAAAAGGCAGUGUUCCUCCUCCCGCGAACAAGAGAGCAGAGUCUACUACCCGACGGUUAUUUAUAGCUUUAGUUGGGUCUUCCCCUCAUUGGUGCGCUGACUUGGUAUGUGGAAUAGUGUUUGUUUCAUAAAUGAUAACGACGUUAAACACGUGGAAGUUUAAUUACAGUCGGUGUGUGGAUGACCUAGAUGUUGAGCAAUUUUAAUUUUUCUGCUUAAUCGUUUCAGCUCAACUCUGAUGAGAAAUGGACGGCAAACAGAUUUCACACUUCAUCGUUUGAAUUAUUCAGCAUUUUAUUGAGAUUUUGUCUUAAAUAAGAUAUUAAACUUAAUUUUCCUUCUGCUCUUCAAAAUCUUUCCCAAUGGUCCCCAGAAUUUCCCACCUUCACCAGCAGCGCAACGUCCUCCUCGCACCCCAAAACACCGCUCGGAUCGCUGGUGUGGCCCGUGAGCGCACGUUUCCUCCGCGAACCGCACCCACCGUUGGACCGGCGCCCAACCCGGGAACCGAGCAGCAGGCCCCCGCCGUGUACUAUGACCGAGGGCGCCACGACGACAGCGAUUGAAUGUCUGGAUAGUGUGGUUGGCCAGCACGAAGACUCAGGAGCAGCGGAGCAGCAGCACCAGCAACAGGAAGUUACCAGAAUCGAACUUAAUCUACUGACGGGAGGACACAGCGACGCGGACGCGGGCAAGCAGCAGGUGGUCACGAUGACGAACAAGGUGGCGAAAAAGGAGCAACUGCCGGAGCGCGGCUCGUGGGGCUCCAAGCUGGACUUUAUCCUGUCGGUGGUGGGGCUGGCCAUCGGCCUGGGAAAUGUGUGGCGCUUCCCGUACCUCUGCUACAAGAACGGUGGCGGUGCGUUUUUGAUCCCUUACUUUGUGACACUGUUCCUGGCCGGCAUCCCUAUGUUCUUCAUGGAGCUGGCACUGGGGCAGAUGUUGACGAUCGGUGGGCUGGGCGUGUUCAAGAUUGCGCCGAUUUUCAAAGGUAUUGGUUACGCGGCAGCCGUCAUGUCCUGCUGGAUGAAUGUGUACUACAUCGUCAUCCUGGCGUGGGCCAUCUUCUACUUCUUUAUGUCACUCAGAGCUGACGUUCCGUGGCGUACCUGCGACAACCCGUGGAACUCGGUCAACUGCGUGAACCCCUACGACCGUAAGGAUCUGCUGUGCUGGGAGUCGCUCGGGGCGAACAACACGCUCACCAAGAUCUGCUCGCUCAACUCGUUGAACGUAACCAUGAGUGAUCUGUCCGACCCCGUUAAGGAGUUCUGGGAACGUCGCGCGUUGAUGAUCUCCAGUGGAAUCGAUCAGGUCGGAACGAUCCGUUGGGAGUUGGCUGGAACGCUGCUGCUGGUGUGGAUUCUGUGCUACUUCUGCAUCUGGAAGGGAGUGAAAUGGACUGGAAAGGUCGUGUACUUCACCGCGCUGUUCCCGUACUUCCUGCUGACGAUUCUGCUGAUCCGUGGUAUCACGCUGCCCGGUGCUUUUGAGGGUAUCAAGUUCUACGUUAGUCCGAACUUGUCGAAGCUGUCGGAAUCGGAGGUGUGGAUCGACGCCGUAACGCAAAUCUUCUUCUCGUAUGGUCUUGGUCUGGGAACACUGGUCGCUCUGGGAAGCUACAACAAGUUCAACAACAACGUGUACAAGGACGCCCUGAUCGUGUGUACGGUCAACUCGAGCACCAGUAUGUUCGCCGGCUUUGUCAUCUUCUCCGUGGUCGGCUUCAUGGCCCACGAGCAGCAACGCCCGGUGGCGGAGGUCGCAGCUUCCGGACCCGGAUUGGCCUUCCUUGCCUACCCCUCAGCCGUUCUCCAGCUUCCGGGAGCUCCUCUCUGGUCCUGCCUGUUCUUCUUCAUGUUACUCCUGAUCGGUCUCGACUCGCAGUUCUGUACCAUGGAAGGCUUCAUCACGGCCGUCAUCGACGAGUGGCCACAUCUGCUGCGCAAGCGCAAGGAAGUGUUCAUCGCCGUGGUUUGCGCCAUUAGUUACCUCGUUGGGCUGACCUGUAUUACGGAGGGCGGAAUGUACGUGUUCCAGAUCCUCGACUCGUACGCCGUGUCCGGCUUCUGUCUGCUGUUCCUGAUGUUCUUCGAGUGUGUGUCGAUCUCGUGGGCGUUCGGUGUGGACCGCUUCUACGACGGCAUCAAGGACAUGAUCGGCUACUACCCGCUCGGCUGGUGGAAGUUCUGCUGGUGCGUGACCACGCCGGCGAUCUGUGUGGUAAGUAGGGCGGCGGCGGGGACCUGAAGGAGGAGAUUGACGGUAAGGGUGGAACAGGUAAUUUGCUUUCAAACAUGAGCUGAGGUUGGGUUAGGUUGAAGGCGGCAGGGGAUUGCGGCGGAUGCGGAGGACGA